AUGGACAUGGGCACCCAGGGCUCGGGGCGCAAGCGGCUCCCCAACAGGGAGCGGCUGUCGGCGGAGGACGAUGCGCUGAACCAGAUCGCGCGCGAGGCGGAGGCCAGGCUUGCAGCGAAGCGCGCAGCCCGCGCCGAGGCUCGGGAGAUCCGCAUGAAGGAGCUAGAGCGGCAGCAGAAGGAGAUCUAUCAGGUUCAGAAGAAAUACUAUGGGCUGGAUACAAAAUGGGGUGACAUCGAGCAGUGGAUGGAAGACAGUGAACGUUACUCUCGUAGACUUCGAAGGAACACAUCGGCUUCCGAUGAAGACGAACGCAUGUCAGUGGGUAGUCGCGGCAGUCUAAGGUCGCAGCCCGACGUGGAGUUUAGGGGCAACUUCACCUGGACAAAUGGUUAUGAUGGAGACGUGUACGGAUCCCAGCCCCUGAAUAGAAGAUCUGGCAGGCCCUCCUGUCUGUGCAGUGCGGCUUGGCCUUCCGGGAGCCACAGGGUGUCCCUGUUUGAUGAGAGCAGCCUCAGCGGGGCUCGGCGGGGCAGUGCCUCUGGCUCCCGAGCUCCCUCAGAAUACAGCGGCUACUUCAACUCCAGCUCUCGAGCCUCCUCUCGGGCCAGCUCGGCCCGCGCCAGCCCCGUGGUUGAAGAGAGACCAGAAAAAGACUUUGCUGAGAAGGGGUCUCGUAACAUGCCCAGCUUGUCCGCAGCCACCCUGGCAUCUCUGGGUGGAACGUCCUCCCGAAGAGGGAGUGGGGACACUUCCGUCUCCAUUGACACCGAGGCGUCCAUGAGGGAAAUCAAGGAGCUCAAUGAAUUAAAGGACCAGAUUCAGGAUGUAGAAGGAAAAUAUUUUCAGGGACUAAAAGACAUGAAGGACUCGCUAGUGGAGGUUGAAGAGAAGUACAAGAAGGCGAUGGUAUCCAAUGCCCAGCUGGACAAUGAGAAGACCAACUUCAUGUACCAGGUGGACGCCCUCAAGGACACGUUGCUGGAGCUGGAGGAAGAGCUGGCUGAAUCCAGGCGGCAGUAUGAAGAGAAAAACAAAGAAUUUGAAAGGGAGAAACAUGCCCACAGCGUCCUGCAGUUUCAGUUCGCUGAGGUGAAGGAGGCCCUGAAGCAACGAGAAGAAAUGCUUGAAGAAAUCCGACAGCUACAGCAGAAACAGGCGAAUUGUAUCAGGGAGAUUUCUGACCUUCAGGAAACUGUAGAGUGGAAAGACAAAAAGAUAGGGGCCUUAGAAAGGCAGAAAGAGUUCUUUGAUUCCAUAAGGAGUGAACGGGAUGAUCUUAGAGACGAAGUAGUCGUGCUGAAAGACAAACUGAAGAAACAUGGAAUCAUCCUAAACUCAGACACAGCUGCCAAUGGAGAGACAUCCAGCACGUUUAAUAAUGUCAGCCACCAGCGUCCCACCAACAUGACAGAAGAAGAACUUGGUGCCCUCAAGUUGACAGGAGACCAGCCACUCGAUAUUAGGUUGAAAAAGCUGGUGGAGGAACGGGAAUGUCUUCUGGAACAGGUGAAGAAACUCAAAGGGCAGCUGGGACAAAAACAGAAGGACGGAAAGCUGGGUGACUUACGGUCUGAAGAGGACAUCGUGGAAAACGGGACCGACGUGCACGUCCUGGAUCUACAAAGAGAUGCCAACAGACAGAUCAGCGACCUCAAAUUCAAACUUGCAAAAUCCGAGCAAGAGAUCACUGCAUUAGAACAAAAUGUAAUAAGGUUAGAGGGUCAAGUAUCACGUUAUAAAUCGGCUGCUGAAAAUGCAGAGAAAAUAGAAGAUGAACUGAAAGCCGAAAAACGAAAACUCCAAAGAGAGCUCCGUUCCGCACUGGACAAAACAGAGGAGCUUGAGGUCAGCAACGGCCACUUGGUGAAACGUCUGGAAAAAAUGAAAGCAAACCGGAGCGCCCUCUUGUCCCAGCAGUAA
This is a messenger RNA of Chrysochloris asiatica (Cape golden mole), 1923 nucleotides long. It is a transcript of the gene LRRFIP1, whose product is annotated as leucine rich repeat (in FLII) interacting protein 1. Gene Ontology annotation, biological process: regulation of transcription by RNA polymerase II. The transcript is spliced from 24 exons. The record is from RefSeq and is a predicted model, not a curated record. The coding region runs from base 1 to 1923 and encodes 640 amino acids. Gene Ontology annotation, molecular function: DNA-binding transcription factor activity, RNA polymerase II-specific; RNA polymerase II cis-regulatory region sequence-specific DNA binding. NCBI's taxonomy places the organism in Eukaryota, Metazoa, Chordata, Mammalia, Afrosoricida, Chrysochloridae.